Messenger RNA from Panicum virgatum (switchgrass), 944 nucleotides. RefSeq lists its product as uncharacterized. NCBI's taxonomy places the organism in Eukaryota, Viridiplantae, Streptophyta, Magnoliopsida, Poales, Poaceae. The record is from RefSeq and is a predicted model, not a curated record. Gene Ontology annotation, molecular function: metal ion binding. The coding region runs from base 1 to 666 and encodes 221 amino acids. The transcript is spliced from 5 exons.
AUGCCUCGCUCGUCCCUCGGCCGGAGAUUUCAGGUGCGGCGACCUCCCCCACCUCAGCGUCCUCGUCGCGCUGCUCGGCCCGGCGCCCCCGCGUGCCGGCGGGCCUUCUGCGCUCCCCGAGCAGCCGAACAAAGCAGUCUCCAUAGCACUCCCCAUGGCGACGGGAGCUGCGGCGGCCCCUGUGGCCCUGUCGUUCUGACUGUAGUGCCGAGGGUGGUCAUCCCCUGCCAUGGCUGCAAGAAUAAGGUCCGGAAGGUGCUCAGGAGCGUCGAAGGUGUGCAGAGCGUGAUGGUGGAAGCCGCACAGCUCAAGGUGACGGUGACGGGCACCAUGGACGUCGCCACGCUCGUCCAGAGGCUGCACAAGUCCGGCAAGAACGGGAUUGAAUCGAUGGGAGCAUUGAGGCAUCAAAUUAUGGAGCACCGUGCUUCUACAACCAGUCAACCUGAGUUCAGCGCUGGGAAUCGACGGAUCGCUGAUGCUGCUGCACAAGAACAGAGGCCAGGCCUGGCAACGGCGGCAAGGUGCAGCAAGGGCCGUGUUCUGCACCGCAACAGUUUCUCUCUUGCACCAUAUCAACGAGGCAGCUGCAGCUACGACCACAAGGACAAGACCGAGGACAUUAGCAAGCUCAAACAAUUGCACGACAUGAUAUUUAUGGAGUAAUAAUUUACGUGUAGCUUGAAACACUUAAAAUACAUGUACUACUGAGCAUGUGCUGAUCAAGCUAAAAUUUUGCAUGAAAAUAAUGAUAGCAUGAUGUACUCCGUAGCUAUCACAAGUUUAGUGCAAAAUAUAUGUGCAUGCAUCAAAGAAUUUGAGAUUUCUUACUCUGUAAAAUUGCAUGCAUCAUAUAGAAUUUGCACCAAAAUAUGUGCAUAUUAUCUAUCAUUCAUUUUUUUAAUAUUUUUUGAUAUAUGAAAAUGAUGUGUAUAUCCAUGUUA